Ornithodoros turicata is the source of this 915-nucleotide messenger RNA. RefSeq lists its product as uncharacterized. Bases 1 to 915 code for a protein of 304 amino acids. The transcript is spliced from 6 exons. Lineage: Eukaryota; Metazoa; Arthropoda; Arachnida; Ixodida; Argasidae. The record is from RefSeq and is a predicted model, not a curated record.
AUGGCGAGUGUGCAGAUGGAGAAAGAAGGCCUUAUUAAAAGCCUUGCAUUCCUGAAAGAGCAAGGGAUAAAGGUGAAAUCCUUCACCACUGACCGCCACCCCGCCAUCAGGAAGCACAUGCAGGUUCAUGAGCCAGACAUCACACACAACUUUGAUAUCUGGCACAUCUCAAAAAGUGUGAAAAAGAAGCUGACCAGUGUUAGCAAAAGUGCCUCCUGCCGAAGCCUCCAAGGGUGGAUCCAGGGCACAUCCAACCAUUUGUAUUGGUGUGCCAGAGCAGGUGGUGGUAAUGGCCAGAUGGCAGUUGACGCCUGGCUCAGUAUUCAGAACCAUGUCAUCAAUGUGCACGAUGGACAUUCCGGCACAUACCGACGUUGCCUACAUGAACCCAUCACCAAUGGAGACUGGCUCGACCCUGAUUCACAAGCAUAUGUGAAGUUCAGGGAUAUCACAGGAGACAAACGGCUUCUGAAGGAUGUGGCACAGAUGUCACCGAAUACCCAGACAUAUGCACUUGAGUCCUUCCACAGUCUGCUGAUUCGCUUCGCACCGAAGUCAGUUGCAUUUUCCCCCGAGGGGAUGCUUGCCAGGACAAGGUUGGCGGUUCUGCACUUCAAUGAAAAUUCAGACCGCUGCCAAGCAGAAACCCUUGAUGGAAAGCAGCGAUGGAAAGUCAAGUGCUGCAAAGCGAAGGGAGGACAGCAAGUUGCAUGUCCUAUAAAGACCCCACCAACUUUCCGUUACGUCACAAAGCUAAUGGCCCAAGCUGAAGUGGAGUCUAGGACAUGGACAUCCUUCACUUCUGCCAAGAAGAAUAAGAUCCCAAGGUCAUUCCCAGCACCGAUGAGCCAUGCAGGGGCAAGACUGUCGAAAGAAGUAGUUGUAGCUUCUCGUGUUUCCCGAUUGUCUAGGUGA